Molecule: messenger RNA, 3201 nt
Organism: Lasiodiplodia theobromae
Lineage: Eukaryota; Fungi; Ascomycota; Dothideomycetes; Botryosphaeriales; Botryosphaeriaceae
Exons: 5
Coding region: 1-3201 (1066 amino acids)
Biological process (GO): regulation of DNA-templated transcription; DNA-templated transcription
Molecular function (GO): zinc ion binding; DNA binding; DNA-binding transcription factor activity, RNA polymerase II-specific
Source: RefSeq, a predicted model, not a curated record
AUGGCCCCAGACCCUUCAACCGGCCAAACUCUGCCGCAGCCGAAGGCCAUCCGCUUCGUCACCAACCAUGACGGUCCCUACGCGAAGAGACGGAGAAUAAACUCGGCCUGUUUGACCUGCCGCCGCCGCAAGACGCGCUGUUCGGGCGAGCGCCCCGCCUGCGAAACCUGCCUCAAGAACAACCACACCUGCGGGGGAUAUGGUCCGGACACAGACCAACCAAAGGAUAGCUCAGCGUCCACCGACAAUGCCGAGCGGCGGACAAGUGCUGUAUCGAACGUUGACAGGAGAUCGUCUUUGGCCUCACCUCGCGGACCGCAGCCAAAGCAGCAGCAGCAGCCACGGCAGGUCGAAAAUGUGGGGAUUGCAGGUCCUUCGUUUGCCUACGGCGCGUCGACCGACUCCCCCAUCAUAGACCCCGCCUUGGAGGCCAGUACAAAUGGUCCCGCGAGCACUGGCGGAGACGAAGGGAGCCAGGCUUCGAGCCGUUUCUCGCUAAGCUUGAGCAUUCGAAAUCGCAUGCCUUACUUCCGCUACUUCGGCCCGACGGCGAUCAUGCCAGGGUUCAAGCAGAUGGUGGUCAAGGUGAAAGGCAAGCAGCACAGUACAGCAGGAACAUCGACGACUGAUGGCCUACAAUCCCCUCCUGCAACUGCAGCUUCGCUCGGCCGUGUGACUUCCCAACAAUCCACCACCGAAACCCCCGCUCCACUCGAGCUCGCCAUAUACGACGCUUCGCCAGUUCCCCCACCGCCGUUGAUCACGCAUCUGUGCAAGACCUUCUUCGCCCACCUCGGUUGCAACUUCCCUUUCUUGCAGGAAGUACGGUUUAUGCGCGAUCUGGAGGAGAAGCAAGUGGACGCCAUCCUGGUCGACUCGGUCUGUGCGCUAGCUGCACGCUUCUCCACUGAUCCCAUGCUGGUCGGCACGCGCCAGUCCGAUGGAGACGCGGAACAAGCGGAAACGUCUCCAUCCGAGUAUGGUCAGCAGUUUGCUUUGCGAGCCAAAUCCGCAAUCGCCGACACUUUUGCCUGUCCCAGUGUGGCCGUCGUUCAGGCUGCUUUGCUGCUCGCGUACGACGAAUUCGGCGGAAGCCGUGACUCUGGCCUGUGGAUGUACCUUGGGAUCGCCAUCCGAAUGGCUCAAGAUCUCGGUAUGCAGACGCUUCAAGGGUUGAGAUACGAAGGAAGAGACGGGCCAACCCCCGAGAGUGUCAAAAACGGGUCCUCUAAGAGAAGAGAUAGUACGAACCGCUCGCGGACUACAGCAUCGUCGCCAGAAGGAACCGAUCCCGACGCCAUCGAGGAGCAGAGAGCCGUGGAGAGAGAGCGCAUUGAUACAUUCUGGGCCGUAUUCUUCCUGGAUCGGGUCGUCUCAUCUGGAACGGGACGACCAGUCUCUCUGAGGGAUAGUGACAUCGAAAUUUCGUUCCCUUCUCUCGAUUCCAAGGACGAAACCACUGACUGGCCUGUUCCUUUCCCUGCGCUGAUCCGAGUAAUCCAUCUCUAUGGACGUGUUACUGACCUUUUGAAUGGGAUCAAAGAAGUCUCGCACGUUACGCCCGACGUUAUCAAACGCCUUGCGUCCAUGGAGACUCUUCUGACCGAUAUCUAUCAGAAUCUAUCGUCACGUUUGCAUUUUAACGUUCUAAACUUUCAGCAUUACCUCCGGAACGGCCAAGGGACGAAUUUCAUCCUGCUUCACUUUUGGUUCCACACCCUUAUUGUUCUCUUGCAUCAACCAACGCUCCUGAAAACAUUUGAAGGGGGCAUCCAACAGCUUCUCCCGAACAGCCAUGAGCUGUCUAUGUCAUCAGCAAAGACAAUUGCAGAUAUUCUCGCUUUCGCGGAAUUAGCUGACGCAAAAGCGGGUCUUGGUAACCCGUUUACCAGCCAACCAAUCUACAUUGCUGCUUGCGCUUUCCUCAAGGAGACUGCUAUGCAGUCCGCCUCGUCGAAUCCGCAUUCAAGGCAGGGGUCUCCACCGCCAAACAACCGAGGCAAGGAGAAUAGUAGAGAAAGUAGUGCACAGAGAGUGACCGCCUCCGAUGAUUUCCGUAACCGAUCAGAUCUCAGGGAUGGAAGGGCUCAAGCGGCUGCAGUGGAGAAGCAGAUGGCUAAACAUAGCCUGCUGGCAUCUGCCGCUAACCAAAACUACCAGCGCUGCUAUCGAGCCCUGCAAUCCCUUGAGACAUAUUGGGCUGGGGUCAAGUAUAUUUUGACUGUCUUAGACCAAAAGGCUAAGGGUGUUGUGGACCCACUUCUCUAUACCAGAGAAGAGAUGGAGUGUGCAUUGGAGGUUCCUCGACCGGAACCUUCUUUCGACACACCUGGUUGGCGGCGCAAGCUAUCUUGGGGAGCGUACAUUGGGCCUCAGAAUCACUCUGAGAAAGACCAAGGUCCAGUGGCGGCGCUUAAGAGCAGCCGCGGGGCAAACUUUGGUAUUCCUGGGUCUCCUAUGGCAGAUGCAGCCAUUGGCUGGUCCCUUACUGGAACCAUGAACUCACCAAGCACGAGCUUAGCUGUUCUAUACCCUACCGAGAAUCGAGACGGUGGCUCCCGCCGCCCGCAAGACGGCAUAGACACGUCCAUCUCGUCAGUAAUGGCGCAGGGUCCGACGUCGCCGCAGCAACAGCGCAACAUCCUCACACAACAAGGCUCCAAUAUGGCCACGACGCCACUGCCCCGCUAUCCCAACAACACUCAGAUCUUCGCCCAGCCCAACGCUCCCACGAGCAUGCAACCCCCGCCCCCGCCAGGCGGUUCCUCAGCCUACUUGUCCGAUCCCGCCCUAGUGUCAGACGCCGACCUCCUGCUCAACCUCCACUCCCCGUACUCCACCGCGUCUUCGCCCGCCGGCCGCGCGCCCGCGGGCGCUACCGCAUCCGCCGUCAACCCGCACUCCCCAACGGGCCCGUACCCGUCCCAAGUAUCUCACAGCAUGGGCGGCGCCGCGGGUAUGACCGCGCCCGGGCAACCGGCCCACAGCGGCGGCUCGGUGUUAUUUGGAGACAUGAUGAUCGAGAGCCAGGAUAUAGACAUGAGCGCCUUAGGUGACAAUAUGAUGACGUGGUUGGAGUGGCUGCCUCACGAAAUGGUAACGUUUUUCGAUCAGACCACGGGUACGGUGACGGCAGCAGACGGGAGUCUGGGACCUGCGCCGGGACAGACACCUGGCCAGAGCGAGAGGCGAGACGGAUGA